GGCCACCGCCAGGUGAUGGCGAAGAACGGCAAGCUGAGCAAGCUCCGGUGCAUGAUAAAGCGGUGGCACUCCCCCAGCCGCAUCACCCGCACCGGCGGUGGAGGAUCCGACCGCUCGCCGGAUGACGACGCGUGGCAGGCAGCUUCUUUCCACGGCGACGAUGUGCCCGCCGGAGUCCAACCCGUGUACGUCGGGAAAUCUCGCCGGCGGUAUCUCGUGAACUCCGACCUCGUCGACCACCCCCUCUUCCGUAACCUGGUCGAGCGCUCCGGCGGCGCCGGAGGCGGCUGUGACACCGUCGUCGGCUGCGAGGUGGUUCUCUUCGAACACCUGUUGUGGAUGCUGGAGAACGCGGACCCUCAGCCGGAUUCCCUCGACGAGCUCGUCCAUUUCUAUGAAUGCUAAAAGUUCACCGGCGGAGAAGUGUACCGCAGUUCGAUUCUAUAGAAUCCAAAAGCAGAGAAAUAGGGAAUAAUAAAAAUAAUUAAAAAAAGAAUUAAUUAAUUUGAGAGGAUUAAUUAACGCUUUUUUAGGUGAUUGGGUGUCAAAUGUUUUAUUUUUGGGUUCUGAUUAAUUAGUUUUGAUGU
This is a messenger RNA of Phalaenopsis equestris, 587 nucleotides long. Its product is annotated as auxin-responsive protein SAUR72-like. Bases 16 to 405 code for a protein of 129 amino acids. The record is from RefSeq and is a predicted model, not a curated record. Gene Ontology annotation, biological process: response to auxin. The transcript has a single exon. NCBI's taxonomy places the organism in Eukaryota, Viridiplantae, Streptophyta, Magnoliopsida, Asparagales, Orchidaceae.